Humulus lupulus (European hop) is the source of this 1455-nucleotide messenger RNA. RefSeq lists its product as uncharacterized. NCBI's taxonomy places the organism in Eukaryota, Viridiplantae, Streptophyta, Magnoliopsida, Rosales, Cannabaceae. The coding region runs from base 1 to 1455 and encodes 484 amino acids. The record is from RefSeq and is a predicted model, not a curated record. The transcript has a single exon.
AUGCGACGACAGGGGUCUGAGUCAAGGGUGCCUGUUGAUCCGGAAAUUGAGAAAACCUGUAGAAGAAAUCGGAAACAGAAAAGGGUAGAAAAAAUGGCUCAGAACAGAGGUAACGGAGGGGUCGACAACAUUGCCCAUGGUAACGAUGAGAAUAGAAAUGCUGGGAUAGCAGCGGAUAAUGUUGGAGGAAUAGGAGUUGCACCAGUUCAGCAACCAAUGCAAAGAAGUUUGCGGGACUAUGUGUUACCUACUGUAACGGGGGCACAGUCGUGCAUUAGACCUCCAACGGUUGAGGCUAAUAAUUUUGAAAUUAAGCCUGCUAUUUUGCAAAUGGUACAAUCAUCAGUUCAGUUUGGGGGAUUGCCAACGGAAGACCCAAACUUACAUCUGGCUAAUUUCCUAGAGCUCUGCGCCACAUUCAAGAUGAACGGAGUGACAAACGAUGCAGUGAGGUUGAGACUAUUCCCGUUUUCAUUGAGGGACCGAGCAAAGAGUUGGCUUAUUUCUCUGGAAGCCAAUUCUAUAACAACAUGGGAGGAGCUAACUCAGAAAUUUUUAGCAAAAUUUUUCCCACCAUCGUUGUUUGCAAGGUAUAGAGGUGAAAUCAACAAUUUUCACCAAAAAGAUGGUGAAUCGUUGUAUGAUGCGUGGGAGAGGUUUAAGGAGCUGUUGAGAAAAUGUCCCCAUCAUGGAAUCGAAAAAUGGAUGCUAGUCCAUAUUUUUUACAAUGGUUUGUGUGGUACUACUCGCACAAUCAUAGAUGCAGCGUCUGGAGGAGCGUUCAUGAGUAAGAGCGCUAAUGAAGCUUAUGAUCUGUUGGAAGAAAUGGCUAUGAAUAACUAUCAAUGGCCAUCAGAAAGAGAAACCACUAAGAAGGUGGCUGGAGUGCAUGAAUUGGAUGCCAUCUCAAUGUUGUCCGCUCAAGUGGCAACAUUAACCAAACAGUUACAGCAGAACAACAUUCAAGCUCAAGCUCCAGUUAUGCAGAUGCAGAUUAUGUGUGAGUUAUGUGGGGGACCUCAUUUAUUUGAACAAUGCAUAAUGAGGGAUCUUAACAAUAUGCCUAUGGAGCAAGUGCAAACAAUAGGUAAUUUUCAAAGGCCCUCAAAUAACCCAUACUCAAUGAACUACAAUCAAGGGUGGAGGAAUCACCCUAAUUUCUCAUGGACAAGUGGUCAAGGUAGUCAGCAGCAGUUUCAGCAGAGCCAACCUCAGUACCUAAGGCCUCCUCCUGGAUUUUAUCAAUCACAAAAUAGACCACCACAACAACAAAUACCUACGAGGCAACCUGAAGCACAACCUGAUGUACUUAAUCAAUUUAUGACAGAAACGAGGGCAUCUAUUCGAAGCUUGGAAACUCAGAUUGGACAGUUGGCCACGCUUAUGGCAAACCGAGCUCAAGGGAACUUUCCAAGCACUACUGAGGUGAAUCCAAAGGGGAAUCCUAAUGAAUAG